AAGGAUGAGGAUACUGAUCGACGACGACCAAAACGUAAACUAAUAAUUCAAAUUACAUUAGAAUUGAUACACAGUUCAACACUAUAUGCCGCUAAUGGGAAAAAAGCAAGGACAAACUUUAGAAAAUCCUGCUGCAAGGGCAAACAUUUACUCGGCAAAUGUAUCACAGAGCUGGUUGAAUGGAACCUUGAAAAAGGGCAGUAAACAACCACUGGAGGAGUCAGAUUUACACGAUGUACUUGAAAGGGACUCGACAUAUUACCUCGCGACAAAAUUACAAAGAGCCUGGGAUCACGAGGUGGAAACAUCAGAGGAGCCUCGUUUGUUAAUUCCAUUAAUCAAAGUUGCUGGUGUGAAGUAUUUUUUUAGAUUGAUUUUCUUAUUUAUCAAGUUGACCGCCGGUGUUGCUCAGUCAAUAUUUAUUGGACAGAUUGUGGCUGCUUUUUAUGUCGAUGGAGUUGAUAGAAAGAGCGGUUAUUUAGCAGCCACGCUUUUUACAUUGUGUGCCUUCGUGGAAGCAAUUAUUCAUCAUCCACUAUUCAUAGAAUUAUUGAGAACAGCAAUAGACAUCAGGGUCGCUUUGUCUGCCGUGGUUUACAACAAGGCAUUGCGAAUGAGCCAAGCAUCUUUGGGCUACACUCACACAGGACAUAUUGUAAACCUUGUCACGAACGAUGUUCAGAAGACUGAAGAAGCUGCCAAAUUUUGUUUGUUUCUGAUUCCUACACCAGUUCUUCUUGUCGUCACUUCUUACCUUUGCUGGAGAGAGAUUGGGUUUUCUUUUCUCCCUGGUAUUGCUCUACUAUUUCUUUUACCUGCUUUCCAGUCUUGGCUAGGGAAAUUUUUUGCUUCUCUCAGGGCGAAGACAGCGACUUUUCGUGACAAUAGAAUAAACCUGAUGAAUGAAGUAAUAUGCGGUAUGAGGGUUAUCAAGAUGUAUUCCUGGGAACAUCCUUUUUCCACGCUCGUUAGUAAUAUCAGAAGGAAAGAGGUCCAAAAAGUUCGGAAUACACUGAGACUGAAUGCUGUGAAUGCGAUGUUUUACAUGGCCACUAUUCCCCUAAUGUCGGCAGCUAUGUUUAUACCAUAUGUUGUUACUGGACACACACUUACCAGCGAAAAAGUGUUUACUGUUAUCGCUAUUGUUUCUUCCAUCAAUCAUAUCACCUCGAAGUUCGUACCAAAGAGCAUAACAGGCCUCAAAGAGAGUAGCGUUUCGUUGUAUAGAAUAAGGAAAUUUUUGCUUCUUGACGAAGGAUCAACGUUAUCAGCAAAUAAAAUUAAAGAUGAUGGAUCUAGUAUUUCUGUUGAAAAACUGCAUUCCUCCUGGAUUAAGGGUAGCGAUGAAGAAGAGAUCUUGUCCGACGUCAGUUUCAACGUGUCAGCGGGAAAACUGUUGAUGAUAAUUGGACGGGUUGGAUGCGGAAAGUCUUCGUUAUUGAUGGCGUUACUCCGCGAACUUCCGAUCACAAGUGGUUCUGUCCGUAUCAGUGGUCGUGUUGCUUAUGUUUCUCAACAACCUUGGGUUUUCUCUGGAACUCUCAAAGAAAAUAUCUUGUUUGGAAGGAAAUUUGACAAAACGAAAUAUGACGAAGUUAUACAUGUUUGUGCUCUUGAAACGGAUAUAAAGGCUCUUCCGGAUGGGGACAAGACAUUGGUUGGUGAACGUGGUGUAUCACUAAGUGGUGGUCAGAGAGCAAGAGUAAACUUAGCAAGAGCAAUCUACAUGGAUGCAGACAUAUAUUUAAUGGAUGACCCACUUAGUGCUGUUGAUGCGCAUGUGUCCAGGCAUAUUUUUAGCACAUGUAUUCGUGGUAUUUUGAGAUCCAAAGUUUGUAUUCUUGUCACACAUCAGUUACAAUUCUUGCCUGAAGCAGAUAGAAUAUUAUGUUUGCAACAGGGAGCAGUCAUCGGUUACGAUAACUUUGAACAUUUAAAGAAAGAAGGCAUUGAUAUUUUAUCUAUGAUUCAUUCUGACAAAGACGAUGGUCAGUCGUUUGACUCUGAAGCCAUAAAAAAACAAGACAACGAAGUCACCUUCAGGCCAAAACUUGCACGUCAUGCUUCGUACUCACCUGAAAAGAGUAGAAAGAGUAAACACAAUGGUUUUGUUCCAUUACGUAAAACACAGUCUGCCAAUGUUUCACGAAACGUUACUCAAGAUUUAGUGCACGACGAGAGAAUAGGGAUUGAAUUUAAACAGGCUGAUGAGAUCGAUAACAACGCCAAACUAAAAAACGCUUCGAGUAAGAAAGACGAAAAAGGUCGUAUAACUGGUGGUAUAAAAUUCAAUGUGUAUAAAGAUUAUUUUCUUGCUGGAGCUAAACCCUUCGCAAUAUUUCUGUGCUUCAUUUUAUUCUUAUCUUGCCAGAUGUCUCUCGUGAUAUCUGAAUGGUGGCUAGCGCAGUGGUCAGACUGGGAAGAAACCACAGUGAAUAAAAACAAUUCCUAUAGUAUCAUUAAAGAAGAACGCACUAAACAUAUAACAGUCUAUGUUGCUACAGUCGCAUUGGUGUUCCUUCUUUCAUUUCUAAGAGCUGCUUUCUGGUUUCAAAUAUUGUCCAGCGCAUCACGACACUUGCAUGAUAAGAUGUUUGAAGGCAUCCUCAGAGCUCCGAUAUAUUUUUUUGACACAAACCCGGUUGGUGUGGUUUUAAACCGAUUUUCCAAGGACAUAGGCUUAAUGGAUGACUUGCUGCCAUUAGUAUUCUUCGAUGCUUCUCAGUUUACUGUCUAUGCUAUCACAAUCCUUCUUUUAAGUGUGGUCUCUCAACCUUAUAUUGUUGUUGCCGUUUUGCCUACGAUUGGCAUCUUUAUUUGGCUGAGACAAUUUUAUGUUAAGUCGUCCAGGGAAAUCAAAAGAUUAGAAGCCUCAAGUCGUAGUCCUCUGUAUUCUCAUAUCUCCGCUACCCUUCAAGGCUUAGCAACUAUUCGUGCUUCAGAAGAGCAACAACAAUUCGCUGAAAUGUAUAACAAGUAUCAAGAUCGUAACACCUCUGGAAGUUAUUAUUAUUUAGCUGCCAAUCGUUGGUUGGGUUAUAGACUUGAUUUAAUUUGUGCAUCGUUAAUUACUAUCGUUGCUUUUGCCCCAUUUAUUGCAAACGAGGCCGGCUUAGGAGUGAAUCCUGUUCUUGUUGGUUUAUCUUUACUUUACGUGAAACGAUUGACCGGUAUGUUCCAGUUUUGUGUGAGACAAACUGCCGAAGUUGAAAAUCAGAUGGUGUCAGUGGAACGAGUACAACAAUAUACCAAACUUGACCAUGAAGCAGAUCUUGAAAUAUUAGAUUCCAAACCACAAGAGACCUGGCCAGAGCGUGGUCAAAUAACUGGUGAAAAUGUUUCUUUUCGUUAUCAUCCCUCCCUUCCUCCUGUUCUAAAAGGCAUCAGCUUUAAUAUUAAACCAAAAGAAAAGGUUGGGAUAGUCGGCCGUACAGGUGCUGGUAAAUCAUCGUUAAUAUCAGCCUUGUUCCGGCUUGCUGAACCGAAUGGUAUAUUAAGCAUCGAUGGUGUGUCCAUUAAUGAGAUAGGAUUGCAUUGUUUAAGAGAAAAACUAUCAAUUAUACCACAGGAUCCUGUUAUAUUCGCUGGUUCCGUUCGUGAUAAUCUAGAUCCAUUUUCUAAACAUAAAGAUAUUGAACUCUGGAAUGCGUUGGAACAGGUACAACUUAAAGAAUUUGUUGAUAAGUACCCCGAGAAAUUGGAAUUCCAGAUAACUGAAGCUGGCAAUAAUUUAAGUGUUGGACAACGUCAACUUGUUUGUUUGGCAAGAGCGAUAUUGAAACACAAUAGAAUAUUAAUUAUUGACGAAGCAACGGCCAAUGUUGAUGACAAAACGGAUAAAUUAAUUCAGGAAACAAUUCGGGAUAAAUUCAAGGAUUGUACUGUUCUUACUAUUGCACAUCGACUGAAUACCAUAAUGGAUGCUGAUAGGAUAAUGGUUCUGGACGCUGGUAGAAUUGUCGAAUUUGAUGAGCCUUAUGAACUUCUAAAGCGGCCAGACUCCGCCUUCUCUCUAAUGGUAACACAAACUGGAAAAGACAGUUCUCUUCAAUUACAAAGAAUGGCGAAAAAUGCGCAGGAUAGUCGAACAAAUCCAGGAACAAAUCGAUAGAAUAAACUUAGGUGUAUCAAUAACGUCAAUUACGGAAACUGAACAUUUGUAUUAAACUUCAGGCUCAUUGACUGUUUUUAAGCUUUUUGUCGUGUGAUGCGUGUCAAAGCCAGGGCGCUUAUACAUAUAAUGGUCAAAGCAGGGCGCUUAUAUAAGGGCGCUUAUACUUUAUAAGCACCCUGAAGCAAACCAUAGAAAUAGAGUGAUUUUUAAUAUGCGAGGUUUUUUCCUACUGGAAAAAGGUUGACGCGUCAUGCAACCAUGGUAACAGUAACCAUAGUAACGAAAUCAACUAAUAAAUAUGGCGGACGAAAAGGUUUGUUUUCAAUGUUUUAUUACUGAUCGUUGUAUACUUUCAGACUUUCAGUCUCUCUUUGACUGCAUUUUGAAAGAUCAAAGUAUAUUGAGCUACUUGUUUUAUUAUACAGGAUGUUUCGGAUGAGCCAAUAACUAAUACAGCUACCCGCUAUAAUGAUAUCACAGAAUUACAUUUCGGUGAACGGUAAGACUUUAUUUAGGAGAGAGCUACUAUUAAAAGAGAGAAGCUUCGUUGUCUGAAUUGCUAGAAUACCUGAAAAAUAUGUCAAGAGGCUCGACAUUUCAAGUAAAGGCCGCCUCUAAACAUCACUUAUUCAUUUAACUGAUCCAAAAUCCUUGUCAAUGAAUAUAUUAUCGCCUGUUGGACUUGAAAAUUUCUUUUUAAUAAUAGAAACUGGAAUUUCUUUACCAUUUCUUAAAAGUUACAACUGUAUACUCUUUCGAAAAUUCAAAAUUUUUACACUCCUCAGAAAUUCCCAUCAAUAUUGUGUGGAUGAUAAAUGGACCCAUAGCCCCACGAGUAGAGUAAUAAAGACCCUGGGUACGAGGUUGCCCAGGGUGGAUUCAGGGGGUAAAAUAAAAAUUUUAGACUACCAUUUACCUAAUAAUCAGAAACAGGGGUCAUAGCAAUAUUAUGCCCAUUUAAAGUCACAAAAUACACUACUUUGAUAAACAGUUCAGUUUAUGUCUUAAAAAUAUUUGGAAUGCAUUCCCCCCCCCCCUCCCCUAGGGCCUCCACCUCUGAUAGCUAAGCUAAGGUACUGUAUAUAUCACUAUUUCAGUCUUCCAGAUUGCAUGAGCCAAAAUCUACUCACAAGUCAUUAGAAUUAGAUAAAGUAGUUCUCUAAAAAACUCUGGUUAAAUACAUUGGUAUAUAAUUUUUCUCGUUUCAACGAUAUAAAAUUGUAACUUGUCUUAGUCCUUACUUUUUGAAAAUACUGAGUUUGGUAACCUAGGACAUUACAACAGCAACACACGAUUGACAGUUGUCAUAGGAGAAAACUAGGUGCAUAGAAAUAGUGAGCAGAUUUAUGCAGUACAAAACACCCCAAAUAACAUGGGACAAAUUCACUGUUAACAUGCACCCAGACUGAUAUCAGUCACAGUUUAACAGCUGUAUAAACUGUUUAGGAAAUUGGAGGAUAUUGGGAAUUUUGGCAAGUUUAAGAAUUUGCAAAGGCUGUGGUUGAAUGGAAAUAAGAGUUGUACCUCCAAGAUAACUUACUUGUGAGCAUCACAGGAUCUCUUCACCAUCUCACCGAAUUGCAAGUUUUGAUGCUGCAGGGAAAC
Dendronephthya gigantea is the source of this 5719-nucleotide messenger RNA. Its product is annotated as multidrug resistance-associated protein 4-like. Gene Ontology annotation, cellular component: membrane. The transcript has 30 exons. Lineage: Eukaryota; Metazoa; Cnidaria; Anthozoa; Malacalcyonacea; Nephtheidae. The coding region runs from base 86 to 4111 and encodes 1341 amino acids. The record is from RefSeq and is a predicted model, not a curated record. Gene Ontology annotation, molecular function: ATP hydrolysis activity; ABC-type transporter activity; ATP binding. Gene Ontology annotation, biological process: transmembrane transport.